GGUCUGUGCUUGCUUCCUUCGAUACAAAAUGGAUCCUUGGGAAGAAGAGCCAUUCGCCCAUUGACCAUUCAUUGGCAGUGGUUUUAAACAACUCUUUAGUUUAAAGAAUGGAUGAGAUAAACCAUAAAAAUUAUCUUGACCAAAUUACAAUCUAUAUUAAAAGUUACUUGGAAAAAAAGCCUGGUAUUUGUCAAGUGAAAAAUGACAUCAAACCACCAGCUGAACGUCCAGCAGUUCUUAUGUGGGAACAGAAGCAUUGUCUUCUACUUCCUGAGGACUUGAAGAAUUUCUUUCUUACAUGCAAUGGAUUUCAUCUUACUUGGUGUGUUACAAUGGAAAAUAACACUGUUCCAGUCGGCAACAUGGAACUCUGCUCAAUUAGCCAGCUGGUUUUACUGGAUGCUGCAGUGGAUGAUGGCUCUCAUCUCACACCUUCUUUGUGGGACCUUGAUGGAGACAAAGACAAAAAUGGCAGAAAAUUGCCAAGCUUUGUCACUAGCAAAAUUUUUCAAUUAGAUCAAUGUCAAGGUUAUGGUAAAGUUUGUCUGGUUUACGAUGAAGUCACUCCAAAAGGAGACGAUGACGUUGAUCCUGAUAAUGAAAAUGACUUUAAGUUUCCAAGUGAUUACACAACAGAGAUUUGGUUUCUGGAUCGUUCUCUGCGCUGGCACUUCAUAUGUCCCACUUUCCAAGCUUAUUAUAGACUGAUGCUUAUGCAUCUUGGUUUGCCUCAUUGGCAAUUAGCAUUUACGGAUAUUGGUCUGCCACCAACAUCACUGCAAUGGUUCAACUUGUAUGCACCAGUUCGACUAGAAAUUGAUUUGAUGGGAGACGUCACAAAAAGCUCUCAUACCGCAGGAAAAGGCAUGGCCUCUUCACCUCUAGAUCUAAAUAAAGUGUUCAAAGGAAAAAGUGAUCGCAAGAAACCAGGAGCUGCUCAAAAUAUGGCUUCUGGGACAAAUGUGUCGAAGAAAAGACAGCCCAUUAGUUCUGCCAGGUCAGCAGCAGUAGCAGGGAAACAUGUCACUGCCUCAGUCUCUCAGCCCAAUGUUAAAUCCAAGUAAAGAAUCUUAUUAUCUACCUUUGCUUAUUUUUUGUUUUUGUUUGUGUCAGUUUCAUAUUAAAUGUUAAAAACCUGAACUGAACUAAAAUAUCAAUAAAGAUUUUGUCAUCAUCAGAGCUUAGACAUAAAUCUAAGAAACUUCUAAGACUAAGACUGCUUUAUUGAUCCAUGUGGAUAUAUUUAUUCAGCAUAUACUUAAGUCUGUGUUAAGUUUUGUUUGCAUUUCAUUGUUCUUUCUUUUUCUUAUCCCAAUGUAAAUAAGAUUGCUUUCAUUUUUUCUUCAAUUACUGAGAAGGUGCAAGAGACUGUAUUUAUUUGUUGGAAUCAAAUGUUAUAUUAAAUACGUUUUGACCUA
Messenger RNA from Biomphalaria glabrata, 1418 nucleotides. RefSeq names its product tubulin polyglutamylase complex subunit 2-like. The record is from RefSeq and is a predicted model, not a curated record. The transcript is spliced from 10 exons. Bases 108 to 1064 code for a protein of 318 amino acids. Lineage: Eukaryota; Metazoa; Mollusca; Gastropoda; Planorbidae. Gene Ontology annotation, biological process: protein polyglutamylation.